AUGGAGGACGAUGAACAAAACAACGUUAUGGGUUUGGAGGACAUAACUUUAUUACACAUAGAGGGGGGUACAAGAAGUGUGACUCAAGAGCACUGCAAUGAUGACUACCAUCAUUCAAAGCACUUUGAUGAAGUUUUAUGUCCAUAUGUUGGGAUGAUUUUUGAAAGUGCUGAUGAAGUGAAGAAUUAUUACAGAGAGUACGCAAUUAAAUCGGGUUUUGGAAUUAGAAUAAGAACAUCUAAAAAGGACGUUGACAACCAAAUGUGUUACUUAAAGUUAGUUUGUUCCCGUGAGGGGAAAUGUGUGUCUUCCAUUGCACCUGAAAUGAAGACUCUUCCAACACAAAGAAAGCAAUGUCUAGCACGCAUGACAACAGUUCGAAAGCAAGAUAUGUGGAUGAUUAGCAGUGUGGUAGAUGAACAUAACCAUGACGUUAGUCCAACAAAAUCCAGGCUUAUUCGUGGGAAUAGAAAGCUGAAUAUGCAAGUCAAAAGGACCCUUGACCUAAAUGACCAAGCCGGUGUUCGCAUUAAUAAGAGCUUUCGGUCCUUGGUGUAUGAUGCAGGGGGAUUUGAAAAUUUACAAUUUGUGGAACGAGACGCUAGGAACUACAUUGGUAAGCAAAGACGUGCAUUAGGGAAGGAAGGUGACGGACAAGCUUUGUUAAACCACUUUUCAACUAUGAGGGAAUUGAACAAAGAUUUCUUUUUUGAAAUUGAUAUGGAUCCAGAUAAUCGCAUUAGCAACGUAUUUUGGGCUGAUGCUAGGAGUAGGGUUGCCUUUAUGGAGUUUGGGGAUGUUGUAUCAUUUGAUACAACGUACUUAACCAAUAAGUACGACAUGCCAUUUGCACCAUUUGUUGGGGUUAAUCACCAUGGUCAUUCAAUCUUACUAGGUUGUGGACUUCUAUCUGCAAAAGACAGUAGUACAUUUGUGUGGCUAUUUCGAUGUUGGUUGCGAUACAUGGGAAAUAAAUCCCCUGAAGGCAUUGUCACUGAUCAGUGCAAGGCUAUGCAAAAUGCAAUCCAAAUGGUCUUCCCCAACACACGACAUCGUUGGUGCCUUUGGCACAUAAUGAAGAAACUUCCCAAAAAAUUGAUUGGUUAUACAAACUACAAGGAAAUCAAGCAUACCAUGAAGCAAUUGGUGUAUGAAUCAUCUACUGCAGAGGAUUUUGAGAGUGGAUGGAAUAAUUUCAUUGAACUGUAUGACCUACAACUAAAUGAAUGGUUGCACACCCUAUUUGAAGAAAGACAUCGAUGGGUGCCAUGUUAUUUGAAAUGUGAUUUUUGGGCUGGCAUGUCGACAACACAAAGAAGUGAGGGGAUGAACGCCUUCUUUGAUGGGUUUAUUAACUCUACAACCACACUCCAACAAUUUGUGGUUCAAUAUGACAACGCCCUUCGUUCCAAGGCAGAGAAGGAGUACGAGGCGGACUUCAGUUCUCUUAAUACUACCAUUCCCUAUGGAUCUCAAUCAUUUAUCAAGAGGCAAUUUCAGGAGGAAUACACUCAUGCAAAAUUUGGGGAAGUGCAAAACGAAUUUCGGUGCAAAAUGAACUGUAACGUGAAAAAUGUUGCAUUUGAUGGGAUUAGGACAAAAUAUUUUGUCAAAGAAGCUUUGAUAUGGAAAGAUGAAAGUGCAGACAAGAUGCAUGAAAUUAUAUUUGAUCCUUCAACAAAAGACAUUGAAUGCCCUUGUCGACUGUUUGAGUUUAGAGGUAUUCUUUGUCGACACAGCCUAAUGGUCCUUGCACAAGAAGAUGUUAGAUGUGUUUCACAAAAGUAUAUUCUUGGUCGGUGGAGCAAACGGAUACGUAGAAGGCAUACUUUGAUACGAGCAUCAUACAACACUAAGAAAGACGAACCAAAUGUUAAGAGGUAUGACUUUUUGUAUAAGAAAUUUUAUGACAUUGCUGAGGUUGCAUGUGAAAGUCAAAGUGGAACAGACUUCCUUGUUGACCAACUGGAGUCGUUGUCAAAAAAUGCAUCCAUAAGAGAUGCGGGAGCAACUUCAUUAGGGGCUCAAAAAGACAUGUCUUCUACACCUAAUACUGCGGUUGAACACAACAAUAUACUAAGCCCAGCCCAUGUGAAAAGAAAGGGUCGACCACGAGGAUUAAGGAUGCAAUCAACCGUUGAAAAGAUUGGCAAAAAAAAGAUACGUAAGGCUGCAAGGAAAAAAGCAUGUAGGGAUGGAAUCUCAGUCCAUCACGGUGACCUUGGGACUUCUACUAAACAAUCUACUGGUGCAGAAAGGCAUGGAAGAGAUAUAAACAUGGAACUAGUUUGCAAAGAAAAUCUACUUUUGGAUUGGUUGACCUAA
Molecule: messenger RNA, 2325 nt
Organism: Vigna unguiculata (cowpea)
Lineage: Eukaryota; Viridiplantae; Streptophyta; Magnoliopsida; Fabales; Fabaceae
Product: protein FAR1-RELATED SEQUENCE 5-like
Molecular function (GO): zinc ion binding
Source: RefSeq, a predicted model, not a curated record